Frankliniella occidentalis (western flower thrips) is the source of this 1236-nucleotide messenger RNA. RefSeq names its product glutaredoxin-3 (gene Grx3). The record is from RefSeq and is a predicted model, not a curated record. The transcript is spliced from 7 exons. NCBI's taxonomy places the organism in Eukaryota, Metazoa, Arthropoda, Insecta, Thysanoptera, Thripidae. The coding region runs from base 139 to 1122 and encodes 327 amino acids.
ACCAUCGGACGACGAACUAUCUAUCUACCUACACUUUCUGACGAAACUCGACCAAACACCGGAGGCUGUUUCUUACUUAAUUUGGACUGACGUUUCUGUCGUCAUAAUUUUCUUUCUUUCGUCUCAGCCACAAGCAAAAUGGUACUCGUUGGGCUAACAACUGAAAAAGAGUUUGAAGACUUCGUCAAGCCCCUUAAGCUCUCCGUUGUGCAUUUCUAUGCCGAAUGGGCACCACAGUGUGAGCAGAUGAAUGAGGCAAUGGAGGAGCUCUCUAAGCUGUCUGAAUUUAGAGACGUUCAGUUUGCAAAAGUUUUAGCUGAGGAAGUACCUGAUGUGUCAAUGAGGCACAAGAUAACGGCAGUACCGACCUUUAUUUUAAUUGUCCAAAAGAAGGAGGUUGACCGAGUGGAUGGUGCUAACACUGCCAAUCUUAAGAAAAAAAUUGCACUGUGUCUCCGAGAUGUUCAGGAACCUUUGGUGUCAGUCCAUGCACUUCCAGAAAAUUCCAAAGCUGAUCUUGAAACUCGAUUGAAGAAGCUUAUUAAUGCUGCCCCUGUUAUGCUUUUCAUGAAAGGAUCAAGUCUUGAGCCAAAAUGCAAAUUUAGUAGAGCAAUUGUUGAUAUUUUAAACUCUUUUAAUGCAAGUUAUAACACAUAUGACAUUUUGAAUAGCGAGGAAAUCAGACAGGGAUUAAAAGAGUUCUCAAAUUGGCCAACCUAUCCUCAGCUUUACAUCAAUGGUGAGCUGAUUGGUGGCUUGGACAUUGUGAAAGAAAUGCAACAGAAUGGAGAACUGGAGUCUAUGCUGCCCAAAAAGGUCUCCUUAGAUGAAAGACUGAAAGCACUUACUAAUAAAGCUCCUGUCAUGAUCUUCAUGAAAGGAAAUCCCAGCCAACCAAAGUGUGGGUUCAGCAGGACACUUAUGGAAUUGAUGAAAGGCACAGGCAUCUCAUUUGAGACGUUUGACAUUUUGGAAGAUGAAGAAGUGCGCCAAGGACUGAAGGAAUAUUCUAAGUGGCCAACUUAUCCUCAGUUAUAUGUAAAGGGAGAACUGAUUGGUGGAUUAGAUAUCAUCAAAGAAUUGAAAGAAUCUGGUGAGCUGAUGGAGACAUUGAAAGGUUGAGAAGUUGUAACUGUAUGAAUGUGAAUUAUGUAAGUUAAUCAUAAAUGGUAAAUUAAAUUUCAUGUUUAUGAUUAUUAUCCUGGCCAAAGUAAAUUCAUGAGAACAUUUAUAAAA